UCAGCGCGUGACGUUUGUUAAGAUGGAAUUCCAGAUGUGAUGAACACGAGUUGUUUGCAUUCGGUUACCUAACAAAAGAUGCGGUGAUAUCCAAGCCCAAGCAUGGAGAUUCUGAAGCAUCCCUAUAUUCUUUUGCUAUACACGCUGAUAACUUUCCUCACUUUUUCGGCAACACAGCGCUGUCCUUUGUCCGCUAGGACAGAAGAAAUUGUAAAAAAGUGCCCAGAAGAUGAAGAAAGUACAAAUAGAAGUGCACAGAUAAAAAAAUGUGAGAUACUUGCAGAACAACAGACGUGUUCAAGUCCUUCCAAAUUCAAGUAUCACUGCCUACCUACCGAUUUAUCAGGAACCCUAGUGGAAGUAUGUGCUGUUGAAACAUACAUAGAUGGUGUAUGUGUUUUUUAUAACAACACACAACUUCAAACAGAUAACAACAUAAAUUGUAGCCAAUCCUCUUCGUGCCCUAGCCGAUUUCUGUCCUCAGAGGCCCACCUAUACGAUCCUUGUAAAUCAAUCGAAUUAACAUCAACAAUUCCAUUGACCAAUAAAACAGUGACUUUUGUUCAUGAAGAUAAUUCAGAAGUGCAUACCACUGUCUUCAUAUUACUUGCGGUAAUAAUUCUUGUUUGUAUUGGAUUGGCCUUGUUCAUUCUUAAAAGACGGAAGGACAGACAGAAAAGGAGUAGAAAAAGUUUUGAAGAAGAAGAAAUUGUUCCUUUGCGUCAUAUAGGAAGAGAAGAGGUUACUUUUUUGCCUAGAGAGUAA
Molecule: messenger RNA, 765 nt
Organism: Saccostrea cuccullata (small rock oyster)
Lineage: Eukaryota; Metazoa; Mollusca; Bivalvia; Ostreida; Ostreidae
Exons: 8
Coding region: 103-765 (220 amino acids)
Source: RefSeq, a predicted model, not a curated record